CCGCCCAGGGGCCCAAGGACGCCUGAAGGGCGGGGCGGGAGGUGGCGGGCCAAUGGCGGGGCAGCGCCUCACCUGGCCGUCCAAGCUGGGCCCAGGUAUGCCGGUGGCUCCGCCCAGCGCCCAGCCCCGGUCCCUCCCCAGGCGGGACUCCGGGAGCGGAAAUUCCUGCGCGGGCGGGACCCGGCGGGAGCGGAUCCCAGCGGGCGGUCUCGGCCAUGGAGCCGGUAGCGAGCUGGACCCCCGGGAAGGUGGCAGCCUGGCUGAGAGGCCUCGAUGACUCCCUGCAGGACUAUUGCUUUGAGGACUGGGAGCUGUCUGGCAAGUACCUGCUCCAGCUCUGUCCCCGAAGCCUUGAGGCUCUGACCGUGUGGCCUCUGGGCCACCAGGAGCUCAUCCUGGAAGGGAUAGAACAGCUCCGGGCCCUGAGCUCUGGGCUACAGACAGAGAACCUUCAGAGCCUGACCGAGGGGUUGCUCGAGGGGACCUAUGCUUUCCAGAACUUAGUCCAAGGCCACCUGGAAGGCUGUGCCGAGCCCCCUGCUGAUGUCCUCAGUGCCGCUGUGGAGCUGGCCCAUGAGGCCCGGACCCUCCUCUUCUGGCUCAAUAGGUAUCUCUUCUCCCACUUAAAUGACUUCUCAGCCUGCCAGAAGAUUGGGCAGUUGUGCGGGGAGCUGGGCCAGGCCUUGCAGGAGGACAGUCCUGUGGCUGAGAAGGAGAGCAGAGUGCUGGGGAUUUGCAGCCACGUGGCCGGGAUCUGCCACCACAUCCUGAGCUGCAGCCCCCAGGAGCUGCUGGAGCAGAGGGCUGUGCUGGAGCGCGUGCAGCUGGACCAUCCUUUGGGCCUGGAAGUCCACACCACCAGUAACUGCCUGCACUUCGUGUCCUGUGUGGGCACCCAGGUCCCUGCCGACUCCCGGCUGCAGAUCCUGCCUGGAGACGAGAUUGUCCAGGUCAAUGAGCAGGUGGUGGUGGGCUGGCCCCAUAAGAACGUGGUGAGGGAGCUGCUGCGGGAGCCAGCCGGGGUCAGCUUAGUGCUGAAGAAGGUCCCCGUGCCAAAGACCCCUCCACAGACCCCUCCUCCAGUCCCGGGCUCCCCACAGCUGACGAGCCCCUCGCUGGCUUUCACCGCACUGUCUCCCAGGGCCUCAUCCAAAGACGUCUUUGCCUUUGACCUGACUUCAAACCCAAGGUCUGCACCCAGCCCUACCUGGACAGACUCCACCUCGCUUGACCUUGAGUCCCGGCCCAUUCUCCCUGCGCCCCCAGCCACACUGCCCACAGGGGUAGCGGAGGCUCAGGAAGCCCCAGAACAGCCUGACAAGAGUCCUGUUUCUGGUCGGAAUAAAUCAAAAGGCGUGGCGACACGGCUGAGUCGCCGGCGGGUGUCGUGCCGGGAGCUGGGCCAGCCGGACUGCGACGGCUGGCUCCUGCUGCGCAAGGCGCCCGGUGGCUUCAUGGGCCCGCGCUGGCGCCGCUGCUGGUUUGUGCUCAAGAGACACACGCUCUUCUGGUACUGCCAGCCCCGGGAUGAGAAGGCUGAGGGCCUCAUCAAUGUUUCCAACUACAGUCUGGAAAGUGGACAGGAUCAGAAGAAAAAAUAUGUGUUCCAGCUCACCCAUGACGUGUACAAACCCUUCAUUUUCGCUGCUGAUACCCUGGAGGAUCUGAGCAUGUGGGUGCGCCAUCUCAUUACCUGCAUUUCCAAGUACCAGUCUCCAGGGCGGGCCUCCCUGCCCCGAGAGGAAGACUGCUACAGUGAGACAGAAGCAGAAGACCCUGACGAUGAGGCUGGGUCCCGCUCAGCCUCGCCCAGCCCAGCCCAAGUUUGGAGUCCACUCCAUGGAGACACGUCACCCGCAGCCACCCCCACGCAGGGCAGCCCACGGACUUCCUUUGGCCCACCAACAGACAACAGUGAAGGGGCGCUGGAAGGAAUGGUGCAGGGACUGAGGCAGGGUGGUGUGUCCCUCCUGGGCCAGCCGCAGCCCCUCACUCAUGAACAGUGGCGGAGCUCUUUCAUGCGGCGCAACCGAGACCCCCAGCUCAACGAGCGAGCGCACCGCGUGCGUGUGUUACAGAGCACGCUCAAGGCAAAGCUGCAGGAGCUGCAGGCCUUGGAGGAAGUGCUAGGUGACCCCGAGCUGACAGGAGAGAAGUUCCGACAGUGGAAGGAACGGAACCAAGAGCUCUACUCAGAAGGCCUGGGAGACUGGGGAGUGGUGCAGGCUGAGGGCCACUCCCAAGUCCUGAGCUCUGACCCCAGAGAACAAUCUUCCCACCCCCUGCCCUCUGACCCUGAGGAGCAGUCCUGUCUCUGCCCCCUGACCCCAGAGAGCAACCUCCGACCUCCUGACCUCUGACCCUGGUCAGUACCCUGGUCAGUACCCUGGCUCCUGACCACCUCAGCCCCCAAGCCUCUGACAUGUCUAGGACAGAGCAUCCCCGGGUUCUCUUCAAGGCUGGAAGUAGUGCUAGUCCAUGUGUCACCCCAGAUGCCCCCCUUUGCCUACGCAUCCACCAUUUCUGCUCCUCCCUCCCCUAGAGUGGGAUAAAGUGAAGUGAGCUCUGUGCCAUCCUCUCUCGCCAAUGAAGGAAUGGCAAGCUGGGCUGAAAGAAAUUCCCUUCCACCUCAUCCUCCCACCUGUGGGGGCACAAACCUGUCCCCCCUCCAUCUCUGGCCCUUCUCCCUUCCCCAAACCAGUCUUGUAUAGGUGUUCCUUUUACACAAACACUUUCAGCAAAAUAAAAUCAGUUUAUCUAAAAUGAA
Mirounga angustirostris (Northern elephant seal) is the source of this 2767-nucleotide messenger RNA. RefSeq names its product connector enhancer of kinase suppressor of Ras 1 (gene CNKSR1). NCBI's taxonomy places the organism in Eukaryota, Metazoa, Chordata, Mammalia, Carnivora, Phocidae. The record is from RefSeq and is a predicted model, not a curated record. Gene Ontology annotation, molecular function: protein binding. The coding region runs from base 216 to 2360 and encodes 714 amino acids. The transcript is spliced from 21 exons.